CAUUCAAGUCAAACAAGGAGCGCCCAUUCGAGUGGCUGACUGAUCAGCAACUGCGACUGGCAUUGAGGAACUCAUCUGGAAUACGCCCAACAAUGUUCAUCCCACAGAAGACAUUUGACGCGUUGAUUAAGAUCCAGAUUGAGCGAUUGAAGGAUCCAGCAGUGCACUGCGCCGACUUGGUCCUGGACGAGAUGCUAAGGAUACUGACACAGGUGGACUCACACGUCUUCUCCCGCUUCCCAGUGUUGCGCGAGAGGAUUGUGGAGGUGGCCAACAACGUGCUGAGGAAGCUACUGAGCCCCACCAACAAGAUGAUCUCGGACAUGGUCGACGCCGAGUGCAGCUACAUCAAUACAUCGCAUCCAGUGUACACGGCCGAGUUGAACAAGCUGCUUCACUCCAACACCAAGCCAUCCAUGGACGACGACUCGUCGUACCGUAUGCAACAACAGCAACAGCAACAACAACAGCAACAACAGUCUGGUGGCGGACUGUUUGGCUUCAUCUUUGGCAAGAAGCAAGACACGCCACAGCCAGUCCAGACCAACAACAAGAGCAACUCUCAAACACAACAGCGCAACCUCUUGUAUGGCAUGGACGAGAACUACACCGAUGAGGAGAGGAAGCAGAUCCAUUUGUUGAGUAUGUACCAUAGUCCACAUUCAAUCGUUCAAUCACUAACUCACACUCAAUCAAUCCAACAAACAGAGCGUCUACUUCACAGCUACUACGAGAUUGCACAGUUCAAUGUACAGGAGAACACUAUUAAGAUCAUCUCACACUUUUUGAUCGACCGAUCAAAGGACAUACUGCAAAGAGAGUUGUCGACGAUACUCUAUGACGAGUCAAUGGUUGAUGUACUGUUGCGAGAGAAUGAGGUGGUCGUUGCCCGUCGCAAUGAAUGCAUUCACAAACUGGACAUACUCAAGAAGGCCAAGAAGAGUCUAUCCGUCACCGAGAUGAAGGACAUGCCACUGCAGUUC
Acytostelium subglobosum LB1 is the source of this 983-nucleotide messenger RNA. RefSeq lists its product as hypothetical. The record is from RefSeq and is a predicted model, not a curated record. Gene Ontology annotation, cellular component: membrane; cytoplasm; microtubule. Lineage: Eukaryota; Evosea; Eumycetozoa; Acytosteliales; Acytosteliaceae. The transcript has a single exon. Gene Ontology annotation, molecular function: GTPase activity; microtubule binding; GTP binding. The annotation marks the transcript as partial.